AGAGUCAUCACCAUGAAGCACUGUGCGCUGUUGUCGCUGUUGUUGGCGUUGGGGUGCAUGCACGUCCACGGUGCACCGGUGGAGCAAGGCGCCAUGGAGCAGGGGUCAUGUGAAGACGCACAGGCGAAGUUUGUAGCCGGGCUGGCCCUCACCAAAAUCAACCAGGACCGGCAGGAGGGCUACAUCUUCAGCCUGCACCGCCUGUCCAACGUCCACAUGAAGACACACGCAGAGACUGGUGUGGUUUUCUACCUGACCAUGGAUGUUGUAGAGACCAACUGCAGCGUUCUCAGCAGGAAGGACUGGAAGACUUGCGAGGCUCGUCCCACACACGACACACCAGUUUAUGGUCAGUGCAAAGUUGCUAUUUACACCAAUAGGCCACACAGAGUGGUGCGUCUCUACAAAUACGACUGUGCUAUCAGACCAGUUCCUUCAGGUCGUGUCACCGAGAUCUGUCCCGACUGUCCGACCCCUGUGGCCAUGGACAGCGCUGAGAUUCAGAAGGCUGUCACUCUCUCCAUGGAGAAGUUCAAUAAGGAGAGCGGGCUGGACAAGCGCUUCGCUCUGCUGAAAAUCAGGCGCGCUACCGCCGGGAUGGCCAUGGCCAUGUACUACAAUGUAGAGUACGCCAUCCAGGAGACCACCUGCUCCAAGAGCGCAGCCGCUGAUAACUGCCCCCUCAUGACCUGCGAGUUCACUCACAAGGGCUUCUGCAAGGCUUCCCUCUUCUACUCUCCCACUGGUGAUGCUGACACCUCAGUGGAGUGUGAGAUCUAUGAGCCUGAGUCUGCUGAAAGAGAGAAGAAACUGCACACGAUGGCCGCGGAGACUGACCACACUCACAGCGACACAGCGACACACAACCACGACCAUGACCACGCACAUGCCGCCGACCACACACACACCCAUGACCACGCGCACGACCACACCAAGAGCCACGCUACCCACACGCACGACGCCAACAGUGACCACGACCACACACACGACCACGCUAAAGCACACGCACACUCCCACGACCACGGACACGGCCACGACCAUGUGCACGCUCAUCAUGCCAAGGCGCACGACCACGCCAGUGAUGUCCCCAACCAGCACCACGACUACAAGCACGCUGAUGGCGCUCACACCCAUGAGCACGACCACGAGAUCGCUCUAGACCACGACCACAAGCAUGCCCACCUGCACGAGCACGAACACCACCACCAUCACCACGAUCACGACCAUGACCACGCUAGCCACGACCACCCAGAGGGUAUGGUUAGAGUGUUGGCCUCCAUUGACCGGCCCAUGACCCUGCCUUCUUUCCCCGACGUCCCUGCCGCUGGUCCUGAGGUGGGAGUCACUCUGCCCCUCAAGCCUGACCCCCAAAUCCCAGAAGUGAUGGAGCCCUUCAUUGAGGCCUUCCCCACCGCAGCCUCCGCCCAGUGCGUGCCCCCUGCAGUAGGCGAAACUCUGGUGGAGAAAGUCUUCGCUGAAGACCCCAUGUUCAAACCAGUUGCAUAAAGUGAUGUUGGGACUCAUGAAAGAACUGAGCAGGAAAAAAAAAACACUCACAGACUGAAAAGUAGUCAAAGGGAAAACAUCUUUCACAUCUUGACUUCUUCUCUGAGUCAUAUUUUGCCAAGAUGAUGGUUUACUAUAAACACAUAACAUGCAUCCCCCCCCCCCCGGGUCCACUUUACUUUAAACAUCCUAUAUAGUCUUUAAAACUACCUUAACAUCAACUUCAUUCAUUUUUUACCAUUGGUAGUAAAUUAGUCUGCAACCAGUUGUGUUCUUUGAGCAACUAAUCACAAUAUGGUUGCAUCCUUAACAUUUCUUCAUAUUCUCACACUGUACAAUCAAGCUGGCAAACACAGUUUUCCAUGUUUGUAUUUCAUCGAUGCUUGGCUUCAUAAAUUAAUAAACGGCACCACAAAUACUCA
This is a messenger RNA of Labrus bergylta (ballan wrasse), 1928 nucleotides long. RefSeq names its product fetuin B (gene fetub). The record is from RefSeq and is a predicted model, not a curated record. Gene Ontology annotation, cellular component: extracellular region. NCBI's taxonomy places the organism in Eukaryota, Metazoa, Chordata, Actinopteri, Labriformes, Labridae. Gene Ontology annotation, molecular function: cysteine-type endopeptidase inhibitor activity. Gene Ontology annotation, biological process: negative regulation of endopeptidase activity.